AUGUCUGUUGCCAACAAUCACAUGGUUCCUCUAUCAGAUAUUGCCGACUGGGUAGACACUCUGUCCUUUGGACUAGUCCAUAGAAUUCGAAAGAAAACACAUCCCACUCAAAAUAGUGUUCAGACAGUGAGUAAUUCUUUAAAGAGCAGCAAGAAACUACAUUCGAGCAAAGACGCUUCAUUGAAGAGAAGGAACACGACAUGUGGCGACCCAUCUCGAAAGCAUAAGGGCUCCAUGGUGAUGGAUCCUCUGUCCAGCUCAGGUAUUAGUGAUACAAUUACCGCCGCGUAUGUUUUCGAUACUUCUCUCUUGGAGAGCGACAGUUGCAACGAAAAUGACGACACUUUUGACAUUGAGAGGGUGACAAAAAAUUUCAGAUCAAUGUCUGCUAGACCCCUUGGCGUUAAAAGGUCACAUACAUUGGAUUCAUCGAGACCUGCAAGAUCUCUGUCUGCACCGCUUUUCACAUCUUCUCAUGACAAGAAACUGACGAAAAAGUCAUCCUUGAUAUUUUCUCAUCAAAAAGCAGUACGUGCAAUAUCUUCACCCCGUGCGAAAACUCCAAAUUCCACCAGGUCUAACUCUGUCGAGUCCAAAGACAGUGAAAGGACAAUCAACUCAAAUACCACUGUUGUUCCAAUAAAGCCUCUGAAAAGGGUCACCAUUGUAGAUACGCCUACUGACUUAAUAACGGGCGACAAUAUUGACUCUGCCGUUUCCCCUACUCCACUGGUUGAACAACCAAAUGAUGGGAUAGUUGAUACAAAAUCCGAGACGUCCUCGGUUUUCUCCGUUGAACCUCGAUUCAGGCUUGUGGUUGAUGAUCACAUCACCGCUUGA
Pichia kudriavzevii is the source of this 840-nucleotide messenger RNA. RefSeq lists its product as uncharacterized. NCBI's taxonomy places the organism in Eukaryota, Fungi, Ascomycota, Pichiomycetes, Pichiales, Pichiaceae. The record is from RefSeq and is a predicted model, not a curated record. Bases 1 to 840 code for a protein of 279 amino acids. The transcript has a single exon.